Messenger RNA from Phalaenopsis equestris, 352 nucleotides. Its product is annotated as 26S proteasome non-ATPase regulatory subunit 2 homolog A-like. The transcript has 2 exons. The annotation marks the transcript as partial. Gene Ontology annotation, cellular component: proteasome storage granule; nucleus; proteasome regulatory particle, base subcomplex. Gene Ontology annotation, biological process: proteasome-mediated ubiquitin-dependent protein catabolic process. Lineage: Eukaryota; Viridiplantae; Streptophyta; Magnoliopsida; Asparagales; Orchidaceae. The record is from RefSeq and is a predicted model, not a curated record.
AUGGUACUCUGGUAUCAUGCAGGAUAGCGUUGAGGCUACUGCAGAGGUCUCCAGGACAUUUAAUGAAAAGAUUCGGAAAUAUUGCGAUGUUACACUUUUAUCCAUGGCUUAUGCUGGGACUGGGAAUGUUCUCAAGGUUCAAAAGUUAUUGGGCUAUUGUGCACAACAUCUUGACAAGGGUGACGUGCAUCAAGGCCCUGCAGUCCUUGGCAUUGCUUUGGUCGCCAUGGCAGAAGAAUUGGGCCUUGAAAUGUCUAUUAGAUCACUGGAACAUCUUCUACAAUACGGGGAGCAGAAUAUCAGGCGGGCUGUACCUUUGGCCCUUGGUAUUUUAUGCAUAUCGAACCCUAAG